Messenger RNA from Penicillium malachiteum, 774 nucleotides. RefSeq lists its product as uncharacterized. Bases 1 to 774 code for a protein of 257 amino acids. Gene Ontology annotation, molecular function: zinc ion binding; DNA-binding transcription factor activity, RNA polymerase II-specific. The record is from RefSeq and is a predicted model, not a curated record. The transcript has a single exon. Lineage: Eukaryota; Fungi; Ascomycota; Eurotiomycetes; Eurotiales; Aspergillaceae. Gene Ontology annotation, biological process: regulation of DNA-templated transcription.
AUGGAUCGGCCACAGCCAACAUCAUUGCACAACUUUGAUCGGCCAAGCUCAAGCUUCUCGCAUGGUUAUGAUCAAUACCCAGAUGAGACUGAAUCUUUCUCUGGCAAUGCUCCUCCGCCAGACACCCUGAUGGACCAAAGCACUCAGCCACACAUUCCAGUCACUCCCUCUUUUCAUCAUCACACUUCCUCCAUACCUGAUUAUGAGGAAUCGUACAUGUAUUAUAACGCAAAUGAGCCACCCAUGCAGGAGCCGGUCCCCCGCACAAGUACAGCAGGAUCUCAACCCAAGAUCACGACAGAGUGGAUAGAACCCAUGACUAUAAACCAUUCAUUUAGUCCCAAAAGUCCUAAACGAUCAUCAUCGCCCAUCGAGUAUGGCUUUAUUAUGGAGGAUCCUACGAAUCCUCAGCGUUGUGCAAAGAGGGCACGCUCUAGAUCCGAACUGGACAAGCAGAAAGAGGACAUUCGACAGUUGAGAGACAAUGGUGGUGCUUGUACACGGUGUUACAAAAGUAAGAAAAAAUGCAGCACCUCGACUCCCUGUGACCCCUGUCUUGCCAGUAGGGCCAAAUGCAUUCGCAGAGAGACUCGGAGCCUUCUACCACGAAAUAAACGGUCUUAUACUUCGGAUGUGGAGGUGUCCAGCUCUCCGUCCGUGGAUCCGGACGUGGUCGAUGGUAUGCUUGAUGCUACACCAUGGGAGCUCGCGGGGUCAAUUGAUGGAACAGACUGUGACCUUGAUGCGGAUUGUGACUUUGAUACAGGCAUAUAA